AUCUGGAUUCAGUAACAUACCUAUUCAUUGACUUGUUUAUCUGCUUGUCUUUCUUUUAGUUGCAGUUUCGUCCACUUGCGUAGUAGAAAUUAACCCAAUUGCGCGAACUAGCUUCACUAACAAGCAUCAACUAGCUAGCUUGUUAAAGGGCCUUGGGUUCAACGUUCGACUGGGUAAAAAUAGCUAAAUAAAUGAUAAUAAUAUUUAAAAUAUUUGUUCUUCCAAAAUUACGACAGUAAAAUGUUAUUUUGUUAUUUUUAUAGUUAAAAUAAGUACUCCGCAACUGUUUUCAUUCAGGCAUUUUGGUUGGCCUCUCGUAUCUACAACUAGCUAGUUAGGGAACUGAAGCUUGAAAAAAAAAUGGACGAAAUGUUUAUUUUAACGUAAUACUACAACGCUGCCACGUUCCAACGUUUUAACUUUGAAGGACACAGUCGCGUUGUUCCGGUGUUUGCCGUCUUAAUUCGACGAGGCGGUGCCAACACGCUCGUUCACGCCUGCUCUGCUACCGGCAGCUAGUGUCGGCUCAGCACCGGCGGAGGGGCGGCAGGACUGGACCGCUGCACACCGAUGAAACGCCACCUCCACCCGGACUGGAGUGGACCAAUCACCGCCGGGACAAGAGCAUCAAGAGAGCACCAGUUGACGGUGGCGGCUUUGCUAUCCCACGCAUGUCCAGACGCUCCCUGAAUCAUCACCAUGCAGAAAGAGGGCAGCGCAUAUUAGUCACCUAUGAGCGAUGGAUGAUGUAAUUAUGUCUGGGUCUUCCAGCAGACCAUGGCGCUAAGUGGAGUCGCAGAGUGGGAAAAACUGCUUUCUCAUAAGCGUUCCGACCUCAUUUAUUGACAUUGCCGAGGACCGGAGCCGAUGUCAAGCAGAGGCGCCAUGAAGUGACCUCACACUGAUAAGUGGCACGGCCAUGGAACUUAAUCGCAAGUGGACUCUUAUCGUUGUGUGUGAGGUUACGUGAUCUUUCCAAAGUGUGGGUGGAGAGCUGUUUAAAUCAGAGAAGUGACUGAUUUUGAUGCGAGACGCAGCCAUGUUGCGGCGUGGGCUCCUGGCAUGGGUGUCCCGCGUGGGCGCUGUGCUGGUGCUCCUGUGCUGCUCCUUGUCCCUCCUCUACGUGAUGACCUGCAGUCCCCUGCACUCAGACGACCAGCCGCUGAGUCGCGCCUUACCCCACGCUGGUGCCAAUCAGCUCAGCCUGGGUGCUACAAGGCCCGUGGUGGGGGCAGGCGUGGCUGGAACUGGGCGAGCUGCCCAAAGCGGGGGACCCUCGGUGGUCCACUCCUACCAGGCGCUACUGCAAGAGCGUGAGGAGCAGCACCGUCUGCACAUCUCCUCACUGAAGAAGCAGAUUGCUCAGCUCAAAGAAGCAUUGCAGGAGCGCAGCCAGCAGCUCAAAGGUGUACAGGACAGCCUGAAGAGAGCCAUCGCCGGGGGCCCGCCAGAGGGGCACGGAUCGCAGGCGAGCGACCUCGGAGAUGCCCAGGGAGCCAAAAGCCAGCAGGCGGACCUCCAGGACUUUCUGAGGAGCCAGCUCUCCAAAGCCGAGGUGACGGCCGGGGCCAGGCUACCCAGCGAAUAUGCGGUGGUGCCCUUUGAGAGCUUCACCCUGUAUAGAGUCUACCAGCUAGAGAUGGGCCUGACACGUCACCCUGAGGAGAAGCCUGUGAGGAAGGACAAGCGGGACGAGCUGGGCGAGGUGCUGGAGGCCGCCCUGCACAGCCUCAACACACCACCGGCCCAGCUGGACAGCAAGAGUAGCAAAGUCUACUCGCAGUCUGACUUUAUAGAAGGCAUCACGCGCACCGAGAAGGACAAAGGGACAGUGUACGAGCUGACCUUCCGUGGGGAAUCCAGUCGGGAAUUCUGCCGCCUGGUCCUCUUCCGGCCCUUUGGACCGCUGAUGAAGGUGAAGAGCGAGCGGGUGGACACGGAAGACGUGCUAAUCAACAUCGUGGUGCCGUUAUCCCGACGUACCGACAAGUUCAAGCAGUUCAUGCACAACUUCAGGGAGGUGUGUGUGCGCCAGGACGGCCGCGUCCACCUCACGGUGGUCUAUUUCGGGAAGGAGCAGGUGAACGAGGUCCGCCGUAUUCUGGAGAACACGUCCAGGGAGGCAAACUUCAAAAAUUACACUCUACUGCAGCUGGAUGAGGAGUUCUCCCGAGGUCGGGGUCUGGAUGUCGGUGCGCGAGCAUGGAAGGGUGGCAACGUGCUGCUCUUCUUCUGCGACGUGGACAUCUACUUCACUUCCGACUUCCUCGGAUCUUGCCGACUCAACACUCAGUCCGGUAAAAAGGUCUUCUACCCGGUGUUAUUCAGCCAAUACAACCCCAAACUGAUCUACGGUGGACCCGACCACAUCCCGCCAAUGGAGCAACAGCUGGUGAUGAAGAAAGACACAGGCUUCUGGAGAGAUUUCGGAUUCGGCAUGACCUGCCAGUACCGCUCGGACUUCAUCAACAUAGGAGGUUUCGACAUUGACAUAAAGGGCUGGGGCGGUGAAGACGUGCACCUGUACCGCAAGUACCUGCACAGCAAUCUCCUGGUGGUACGGGCUCCGUCGCGCGGCCUCUUCCACUUGUGGCACGAGAAGCACUGCGCUGACGAGCUGGCGCCCGAUCAGUACCGCAUGUGCAUGCAGUCCAAGGCCAUGAACGAGGCUUCGCACGGACAGCUAGGUAUGCUCUUCUUCCACAGAGACAUCGACGCGCACCUCCGCAAGCAGAAGCCGCAACAACAACAACAGAACCCCAAGAAGACAUGAAGGCGAACAAAUACUGUACACAGCAGCACAAUACAAAUCAGCCACACGUCCAACGACAUUUACGCGUUUAUUUGCUGGGAAGCAGAGACACCUAAAGGAUGGACGGUGAACAACAGGUGAGGGGAAAACAAAUGAAGGAUUUCCUUUCAAGCCUCCAAUGGCCUUGUGAAACAUUAUUUUUAUACAACUUAUUGCCUGUAAUGUAAUCAUCACGCCUGUAUUUAUUUGUAAUAUGAUGUAAAUAGUAAUGUGUACAAUUAUUUCGCUGUUCCUUUUUACGUACAUGCAAUUUAACUCAUUUUCAGCAACAUUUAUUAACACGAGGAAGAAACUUGCCGUUACCCGUUUUAUUUUUUUCUGUGUCAUUUGUAAAUAUUAUUGAUGUUGACUCAAAGCAGAGUUGCCCAAACUCAGGCUCGGGGACCAAAGCGGGUUUUGGGUCCAUUUUCGGGGAGGGGGCUAAAAAUCUGUAAGCAUUUUAUUGAUCAUAUUUGUAUAUAAUUCAUGGUGGUUGUUGGUUCAUAUACAGUAUGUAUCCAUAUGAUACUAAUUUACAUUAUGUAUGGAUAUUUUGGGGUAGGGUGAAAGAACCAAAUUUGGGAUCUUGAGCUGAAAAUAUUUGGGAAACCCUGUCUCAAAGGAAAAUUUCUGGUAUUUAAAAAAAAUAAAAAAGGUUUAAAGGAAACAUGUUUUCCCCCCAAUUUCCAACCGUUUCCUGGUGUCCUGAUAACAUGGAAUUGAUGCUAAUCAUCCAGGAAAACUCCUUGCAGCUCUGUUUAUGUUUUGGCUUUGACAUGAUAGCAGGGGCAUCACAUCUGUGGGGGGAUGUGAGUGUUUCAGCAUGACUGUAUAAUCCGGCGACUGAACUGUUGCUUCAAAGUGGCUCUUGAUCUUCUCCCAGUUUUACUGAUCGUGUAAUGAUCAGAUAAACUCUAAAUUAGCGCUAUAGGCAUUCCAAUGACCUACUGUAACUACAGUGGUGCCUUGACUUACAAGGUAAAUUUGUCUUGCAAGCACAUUUGUAACGUAAAACACUCAUCUCAAAUCAUCGUUCCCAAUCUAAAUGAAUGGAAAUGCCAAUAAUCUGUUCCCUCCAUCCAUUUUCUGUACCGCUUAUCCUCAUUAGGGUCACGGGCGUGCUGGAGCCUAUCCGAGCUAUCUCUGGGCAGGAGGCGGGGUACACCCUGAACUGGUCGCCAGCCAAUUGCAGGGCACACAGAAACAAACAAUCAUUCAUGCUCACAUUCACACCUACGGGCAAUUUAGAGUCUCCAAUCGACCUCCCACGCAUGUUUUUGGGAUGUGGGAGGAAACCGGAGUCCCCGGAGAAAACCCACGCAGGUACGGGGAGAACAUGCAAACUCCACACAGGCGGUGCAGGGAUUUGAACCCCGGUCCUCAGAACUAAUUGGCAGAUGCAGCAACUAGUUGUCCACCGUGCCGCUUUAAUCUGUUCCAGCUCCACAAAAAUAACGAUAUAUUUUGUAAACAUGUUUUUAAGAAAAAUAGCACUUUAAUAAAACAUACAGUCAUAACAUAAGUAUAUGAAAUGUAAAGAAUUAAACCGUUUGGGUAUUAUGAGUUCCUUCUUCAAUGCCCACUGACCUUGUGGUGCUCCUUCUGGUGUGUACACUUUGGCCAUCAGGGGGCAGUAUAAGACAUACAAAAUAAAUACACGAAGAAGACAGUCUCUUCUGAGCUCUGUAAAAUGCAGUAAUAUUACUCUAUUUUUGCAGAGGAUAAAGUAUAUAUGCCUGUGAGAAUUAUUAAAUUGUUUGACUUGCACCACUGGUGUUUAAAUAUCCAUUGCUUAAAGGGUACUAAUUACUGCGAUAACAAUGCUAGUUUUGUUAGCCUGUCUAUGAUGUUUUGCAUUGUGUGUUGGGAUUAAGCUAGCAGACAUUUGUAAAUUAUGAGGUUUGGUUAAAUACAGAACGUGUAAUUAUUUUUGUUUUAUGUUUAGUUUUAUAGUAUCUCGAAAAAUUCGUAAAUCGAGCUAUCACCAUUUAUAUGCAAGCCAUGAGAAAAUCCAUCCAUCCAUCCAUCCAUUUUCUGUACCGCUUAACCUCACUAGGGUCGUGGGCGUGCUUAAGCCUAUCCAUCCCAGCUAACUGCGGGCAGGAUGCGGGGUACACCCGGAACUGGUUGCCAGCCAAUCGCAGGGCACAUUAGAAAAUCAAUUUUCCAUAAUAUAUCUUCUUUAGAAACGUUUUGAAAAAUACUCGAAUUAGCCUUUUAAUGGUCAGAAAUUGUCUUUAUUCCAAUUAAGAAUCGUGUUUCUAGCAGUGAACACGUCUGAUGUGGCUGACAUGUAAUUUGAUAUUUGACACGUUCUUUGUUUAUAGACUUGUCCUUUACUUUUACACCAUAUUAAUACUUUCGUGCGUUAAAAUGGGCGUAAAUAAAUUGCCCCCUCGUCAAGCUGCAGCCCCUGUGAUGCAAUUGCGGUGCUUGACCAAAGGUGUGAACAAUCUUAAUGUUUUUUUAAAAAUGUCAUUCUUGGAACAAAGUCAUUUUUUAUGUAUAUGUGAAUUACUUUAAUAAAUAAACACAGAUUCUGA
Phyllopteryx taeniolatus (common seadragon) is the source of this 5334-nucleotide messenger RNA. It is a transcript of the gene csgalnact1a, whose product is annotated as chondroitin sulfate N-acetylgalactosaminyltransferase 1a. The record is from RefSeq and is a predicted model, not a curated record. Lineage: Eukaryota; Metazoa; Chordata; Actinopteri; Syngnathiformes; Syngnathidae. Gene Ontology annotation, cellular component: Golgi cisterna membrane. The coding region runs from base 1025 to 2773 and encodes 582 amino acids. The transcript has 8 exons. Gene Ontology annotation, molecular function: glucuronosyl-N-acetylgalactosaminyl-proteoglycan 4-beta-N-acetylgalactosaminyltransferase activity.